UGUCAGACAGAGUAGUUCACUUGUACUGUGUUGUGCUAUAAACAAUAAAAUUUGCGUGUUAAAGUGCGACUAAUUGGUGCUAGAGUUUGUCAAUGUGUGAACUAAACAGCUGUCAAAUCGGAUAAGUACAAGUUUUGAAUCGAACGUUACUAUAAAAUUAAUUAUCAUCGAUUUUAUUUUUCACCGGCAACAACGGUUUGCCAUCGGAUUCGGUGGCGGCUGAUGUUAGCUGUUUUUUGCUUUUUUGUCUUGGGUCUUUUGUGCUCUGCUAUUGUGUUGCGUGACUGGCUCGACCGUGCUCGAUAGCGCGAGAUGAGUCUGUGCGGCAAAUGCGAGCAAAAAAUUUGUUUUGAAGAUGCCGUACCUUGUUCGGGGAAGUGUCGAGCGUUUUUCCAUCGUUCCUGCACUGUCCUGACUAAACCGGCGGCAAAAAUGAUUAUUGAGCAACCAAAUGCGCAGUUUAAAUGCGACCAGUGUCUUAAUAGUGGAGUUGAUGCUGAGAUCUCAGUACUUCUCGCUGAUGUCAAAGGGAUAAAAGAGGAGUUGCAAAAAUAUUUUGACAACUCAAAUUCUAUCCCUGGCAUCAAUGAAAGUAUUGCUACUCGAAUCGACGAAGCUAUCAAGAAAGGAAUGGAAAAUGUCAUGCAAGCAUGCAGUGAAAUAUUUCAGAAACAAAUCAAAACAGUUGUGGAGAACAGUGUGGCUAAUCAAAUUGAAAAACUGAUUAAAUCGAAUUCUGAAAAACCAAAUAAUAAACAAAUAAUUAAAGUAACUAGAAAAAGAGGAACGCAUUCUGAAUCGGAUGGGCUCCCAGGUAGUAAAAGACGUGCGAUUAUUCCGGAAGACGGUGCAGCAAUGGUGGUUGACGAUGAAGAAAAUGAAAAUGUUUUUGAAUCGCCAACUUUUGCGGAAAUUUUGAAAGGUGGAAAUUCAGAAAAUAAAAAAGAUCACCAGCAUAAGAAAUUGCGUACUAAUCGUCCAAAAAUUGUUAUAAAACCUAACGAAACAAAUCAAAGUAAUGACGAAACAAGAACUUUUUUAAAAUCAAAUCUUGACCCAAAGUUACAUAAAAUCAAUAAUUUAAAGAAUGGCAGGGAUGGUUCCAUUGUUGCCCAAUGCGCUCCAGGGGAAAACCUUUUGAAAGUGAAAAAUGACAUUGAAAACAAACUUGGCUCAAAUUAUACUACUAUUAUCUCUUCUGGCCUUCCUAAACUGAAAAUCGUUGGGAUGAGUGAAAAGUAUGAUCCUACAGAUUUCGUUGAGUUAUUGACCUCACAGAAUGACGAAAUUUUUAUUGAACAUGUAAAGGUUAUAUCUUCUUAUGAAAACCCUCGCAUGAAAUAUAACAAAUUUAGUGUAAUAAUUGAAGUUAAUAAUGAUACAUUUGAUGCAUUGAUCACGGCCGGAAAGGUUAACAUAGGAUUUGAUAGAUGUUCAGUUUUUGAGGCUAUAAAAGUCCUAAGAUGUUUUAAAUGUGGAGAAUUUGGACACAUGAGUACAACAUGUAAAAAUAAUGAAACCUGUUCAAAGUGUAGCGAGUCCCAUAAGACCUCUGAUUGCAAUUCAACUGUAAUGAAAUGUCUGAACUGCUUAAAAAAGAAUAAUGAGCAAAAGAUGAAUCUCGAUGUGAACCAUGCUGCAUUUAGUUCAAAAUGUCCAGUUUUUCGACACUUAGCUGCAAUUAAAAAGGACCGUAUGUAUGAGAAUGAAUAGCAAUCAAAU
This is a messenger RNA of Culex pipiens pallens (northern house mosquito), 1722 nucleotides long. RefSeq lists its product as uncharacterized. The record is from RefSeq and is a predicted model, not a curated record. The transcript has a single exon. The coding region runs from base 313 to 1713 and encodes 466 amino acids. Gene Ontology annotation, molecular function: nucleic acid binding; zinc ion binding. Lineage: Eukaryota; Metazoa; Arthropoda; Insecta; Diptera; Culicidae.